UUGCUUCCAAAGGGAACUUCACGUCCUCAAUGGCAAGAUUCCCGAACUUCCAUUUGGUCCUUUUCUUCUUCUUUUUGUGCCUGGACCACCUGAUCCUUGCCCAAUAUGAACAACAUAUCCAUCCUCAGCCUCAGCAGCCCAGCACCACGACUUUUAUCCGGCUCCGGUUGGCAGGAGACAAGAGGAAGCACAACGAAGGGCGAGUGGAAGUCUUCUAUAACAAGGAAUGGGGCACCAUUUGUGAUGACGAUUUCUCCAUCUACCCAGCCCGUGUGAUCUGCAAGGAAAUGGGCUAUGUGGAAGCUAUCUCCUGGUUCCCUGGCUCUAAAUAUGGCAAAGGAGAAGGCCCAAUCUGGUUAGACAACCUCUACUGCACCGGCACAGAAUCGUCAAUAGCUCAAUGCAGCUCCAAUGGAUGGGGUGUGUCAGACUGCAAGCAUACCGAGGACGUGAGUGUGGUCUGCAGUGAAAAGAGGAUCCCUGGCUUCAAGUUUGAGGACCCUCUGCUCAAUCAAAUAGAGAAUACAAACAUCCAAGUAGAAGAUGUCCGGAUACGUCCAGUUUUUUCAGCCUCUCGCAAACGCAUCCCUGUUACGGAGGGUUACGUGGAGAUAAAAGAAGGUGGCACUUGGAAGCAGAUCUGUGACAAAAACUGGACUGCAAAAAAUUCCCGUGUUAUCUGUGGCAUGUUUGGAUUUCCAGCAGAGAAGAAAUACAACGUCAGAGCCUACAAGACAUCAGCAAGCAGGAGAAAGCAUAAAUACUGGGCUUAUUCUGUGAAUUGCAAAGGCAUUGAGUCACAUCUCUUUAGCUGCAAAAUCGGUGAUCGUAUCAGCACAUUUGGUGGGAACAUUACCUGUGAGAACGGAAUGCCUGCAGUGGUCAGCUGCAGCCCUGGACUUGCCUUUGUCCCUGGCAGUCACAAUGGCUUUGGCAAAGCUUUCCGUCUGGAACACCUUCUGGUGAGGCUAAAGGGUGGAGCCCAGAUUGGAGAAGGUCGCCUUGAAGUGUUGAUGAAUGGCGAAUGGGGAACCAUUUGUGAUGACGAGUGGAACCUACGUUCAGCCAAUGUCGUAUGCCGAGAAAUGGGCUUUGGAACAGCCAAGGAAGCUAUUCUGGGUGCAAGACUUGGACAAGGCAUAGGCCCCAUCCAUCUCAACGAAGUGGACUGCACAGGGUUUGAAAAGUCUAUUACGGACUGCAAAUUCAGCAAGGAGAUCAGGAGCUGCACCCAUGAAGAAGAUGCUGGUGUGAGAUGCAACAUUCCAGCCAUGGGUUUCCAAAACCAGAUACGCUUGAGUGGUGGCCGCACACCCUAUGAAGGCCGCGUGGAAGUUCUCCGGCAGUAUAAUGGCACGUUCAUAUGGGGGUCAGUCUGCAGUAACAACUGGGGUAUGCCAGAAGCCAUGGUGGUUUGUCGCCAGUUGGACCUUGGCUACGCUAACCAUGCUUUCCAGGAGACCUGGUACUGGUAUGGAGACACUGGGGCAAACAACGUGGUCAUGAGUGGGGUGAAAUGCUCUGGGACAGAGAUGGCCUUGUUCCACUGCCAUCACGAUAUCACUGUGUCCUGUCCCAAGGGAGGUGGACACCAUGCAGCCGGCAUUUCCUGUGCAGAAACUGCAGCUGAUCUCGUCCUCAACGCCAAGGAAGUGGAGUACACCUCGUACCUGGAGGAUCGCCCGAUGCACGUGCUGCAGUGCGCCAUGGAGGAGAAUUGCCUGGCCUCCUCAGCGGUCAAUACCUUGGUGACCAGCGGCUACAGGAGACUCUUCCGCUUCUCCUCCCAGAUCCAUAAUAAUGGGCAGGCUGACUUCCGCCCCAAAACUGGCCGCCAUGCUUGGAUCUGGCACGAAUGCCACAGGCAUUACCACAGCAUGGAAGUGUUUGCGCAUUACGAUCUGCUGGAUAGCAACUGGACUCAAGUUGCUGAAGGCCAUAAGGCCAGCUUUUGCCUGGAGGAUAGCGACUGUAUAGAUGCUGUUCAGAAGCAGUAUGAGUGUGCAAAUUUUGGGGAGCAAGGGAUCUCUGUUGGAUGCUAUGAUGUGUAUCAGCACAAUAUUGAUUGCCAGUGGAUUGAUAUUACAGAUCUCAAACAAGGAGACUACAUCUUCCGGAUCAUUGUUAAUCCAAACUUUGAAGUUGCAGAGUCUGAUUAUUCCAACAAUGUUAUGAUAUGCAAGUUCAGGUAUGGAUUUCAACGCGUGUGGGUGUACAACUGCCAUAUAGCCAACUCUUACAACGAACCAGAACAGCCAGAAUACUUCAGUGGACUCAUAAACAAUCAGGUGUCUUAACUUGAGCCCCCCUGUUUAAGAAAGGAAGGGCUUUCCCCGUGAUUUCCCUAACCACUGCUCGGAAAACUGAACUAUCAAGCAGCUGACCAUGAACCUUCACGUUAGCUCUGUAAGUUAUUUUUCAAGGGUGUUACUCCAAGCCUAUUUUGCAACGUGUAGCAGAAGAAGACACAACGGCAGACUCACACCGUUCCAACAGAAGGAAGGUUUUGCACUAGCUGUAUGACUUGGCUUCCCUCCGCGUACUUCACCAAUUGCAGACUC
This is a messenger RNA of Candoia aspera, 2561 nucleotides long. RefSeq names its product lysyl oxidase like 2 (gene LOXL2). Lineage: Eukaryota; Metazoa; Chordata; Lepidosauria; Squamata; Candoiidae. The transcript has 13 exons. The record is from RefSeq and is a predicted model, not a curated record. Bases 30 to 2297 code for a protein of 755 amino acids. Gene Ontology annotation, cellular component: membrane. Gene Ontology annotation, biological process: peptidyl-lysine oxidation; collagen fibril organization. Gene Ontology annotation, molecular function: protein-lysine 6-oxidase activity; copper ion binding.